GUUGUCUUGUUCCUCUGCAGUUAAAUUUUGUUUUCUAAACGGGGUCAAGCCGAGUCCGUUACACUACGCAGGCGCAGCUUGAAGGCUGCCAGUCAGUGCCAUAGCAACCAAAAGUAGACAUCAACCAUCAACAUGGCCAAAGCAACGACUGUGAGAGAAGCACUGGCCAAAUGGGAGGAGAAGGCAGGCGAGAAAGUGGGCGAGGCUAAAGCCAUAAAACUGUAUGGUCAGGUUCCUCCUAUAGAGAAGAUGGAUGCCUCUCUCUCCACACUCAUCAAUUGCGAAAAGCUCUCUCUGUCUACAAAUUGCAUUGAAAAAAUAACCAAUCUGAAUGGCCUGAAGAACUUGAGGAUAUUGUCAUUAGGAAGAAAUAAUAUAAAGGCCCUCACUGGGCUGGAGACAAUAGGGGACACAUUAGAAGAGUUGUGGAUCUCCUAUAACUUGAUAGAGAAACUGAAGGGAAUUCAAUCUAUGAAGAACUUAAAAGUCCUCUAUAUGGCCAACAACCUGGUCAAAGAAUGGGGAGAGUUUGUGAGGCUAGCUGACCUGCCAUGUCUCGCAGACCUGGUGUUUGUUGGAAAUCCCCUAGAGGAGAAGCAUUCAGCUGAGGGAAACUGGAUGGAUGAAGCCUCUAAAAGACUACCUAAUCUGAAAAAACUAGAUGGAACCCCAGUCAUCAAGGAUGUGGCCGAAGGAGAUUGAGAGAGCCGAGAAGCAUGACUAUUUUCUGCAAAACUACAACCCUGUCCCUGAAGAGUCUUCCCUUUUUUAAAGUUUUUGUAUGGUUUGUCAUGGUGCUUUUGUUUAUAUUAAAUUACUUUUUAAACAGCAUAGACUUUGUUGUAGAUGGACAAGCACAAGAUAACCAAUACAUACACAGAUGUGUAUGUUUUACAAUUAGAAAAGUCUGUUAAGUUGUCAAUACCUAAGUCCUUGUGGGCUUGGGACCAUAAAGAGACCAUAUAAGUGGAAAUACAUGACUACACAUAUCCUAGUCUCGCAUUGCCAGACUGAUCUCCACAGCACUGGGCACAUUUCCUAAUGCUACAGCAUUAUGAUUUUGUUUUUUUACUAUAAAACUAUGAAGGAUAUUGGCAUUACUUGUUCUUGUUAACUGAAAAUUGACUGUGGGAUUGGUGGUUCAGUCCUAUUUUUGGGCCAAGAACAGUGUAAAUCUACAAAGUGUUUCCUUGAUUUUAUAUGCCUCUUUAUGUUCCUCUAGCAAGAACUAAAGCACAGUGUAGCACACACAUUAGUUAGCACAGACAUUAGCAUGGACCAGAUGUUAAUCAGUUAAUACUAUUAGCUCCAUGCUGCUGGACCUUCUCUAAUCUAAUAGUAGUUAGCUGUAAAUCCCUAACACCAUCCUUCUUCCAUAUCAUCACUAUGAAGAGCUGGCCAGAUUAAGCUAAAUAUUACCUAUAUUAUGCUACUUUUAAAUCAUAUUGGACUAAGCAGCGGAACAACUGAUGGUUAGAAAAAGUGACUUGGAGUGAUUAAUUUUUGUGUCGACCACAAAAAUGAAAACUCCAGCAAAUAGUUGCAUCUUGCCAUGGUACUUAAACAGUGUACUGUUUUUCCUAGUUGUUAUCAAUGUUCAAGAAUACAAUGAAAUCACGGCCUAUUACCAAACUCUGACUUCUCAGGUAGUUAGCGCUAGUAGCAUUAAAUUAGUAUUUACGUCACUCGUCACGGGACGUGAAGGGACCACGCAGCUACAUUACAACGGCCUUUGGGCAGGACUGUGGGGCCAACAUAGCUGAGAGUGAAACCUUUCAUGACCAAAAUACAUUCACAGCUCUGUUUGGCACUGUGUUUGAGGUCAUGUAGUAUUUGUCUAAACUUUUUGAAGGACAGGCACUUUUACUGUUUUCUACUGUCCGUUUUGGGUUCAUUUUAAAUCCAUAGACUGCACAUUGUUCCUGCUGUUAUUCAAGAUGUGAUACCAAGGUUAAUGCAUGUAGCAUGUCCUCAUCAGUUACAUCGUCUGUGUAAAAAUGAUUUUCUCAGGCAUGUUUGUACAUACAAUUGUGAGGUGUUUUUUUUUUUAAAUGAUUUUGCUAUUUGAAAUAAAGACUAUUUAAGUACA
Molecule: messenger RNA, 2089 nt
Organism: Perca fluviatilis (European perch)
Lineage: Eukaryota; Metazoa; Chordata; Actinopteri; Perciformes; Percidae
Gene: dnal1
Product: dynein, axonemal, light chain 1
Exons: 8
Coding region: 133-702 (189 amino acids)
Cellular component (GO): cytoplasm
Molecular function (GO): protein kinase binding
Source: RefSeq, a predicted model, not a curated record